AUGAACUCCCUGAAGGCUGUGCAGACCUGUUUCUUCCCGAUAAUCCCCUCGUUCAGGUCGAAAUCCCGGAGGAAGCCCACCGCCGUCUGUCGAGGCAGCUCGAAUGGCUCCGAUUCCGACUCUUCUUCUUCCUCCUCCUCCCCGCAGGAGGGGGAUAAGCGGAAACAGGAGAUCCUCGCCCGCAUCGUGAUGCUCCAGACUCAGAAAGUCCGCCUCACGGACUUCCUGGACGAGCGAUCCGCCUACCUGACACAGUUCGCGGAGGACGCCAACGCGGAGUUCGACCAGAUCGGGGAGGAGGCACUCAAGGAGCUCGACGAGGCCAGUGCUCGGGUCAGGCGUCCUCCCUUGGACCUAUCCCCCAGCCGGACGGGAGCGGACUUGCUGAGGAAUUGUCUCCGGUAGCGCUUCCUGGCUGAUGGCCUCUGCCUCUGAUUUCGCAGAUAAUGGGGAACUUGGAGGCUCGGAUGCAGGCUUUCGAGGAAACCGCGGAGGAGAACAGACAGGAGAUCGAGAAGAACGAGAAGAUUCUGGAGGAAUUCGAAGAGAAGGUGGAGAGGGACAGGAACGAGGGCCUUUUCUUCAAGAACCUCGGUGGUAAGAAGCCACAGGACCAAUCAGAGGCGAAAGUAGCCGCCAAGUUGGAGGCGAAGAAGCUGAAGGAGCUGGCGAAAGAGAAGGCCGGAUCCAAGGGACGGAGGAGCAUCUACCUGGCGCUGAUGGCUCUUCUCGGCGCCGGCAUCGCUAACGCCGCCUUCGGUUAUCCGGCCGUGGAGUGGCGGAAGGCAGCCGCCCUGGGGUUCCUGUUCCUGGCUCUCCUCGCACAGUACGUCUACGAGCUCCGGCUGUCGUCGGAAGGCGACGAAACCAACGAGAAGAAAGACUGA
Spirodela intermedia is the source of this 887-nucleotide messenger RNA. The record is from the annotation of a GenBank genome assembly. Lineage: Eukaryota; Viridiplantae; Streptophyta; Magnoliopsida; Alismatales; Araceae.